Messenger RNA from Trachemys scripta elegans, 6059 nucleotides. RefSeq names its product secretory carrier membrane protein 4 (gene SCAMP4). Gene Ontology annotation, biological process: protein transport. The transcript is spliced from 7 exons. Gene Ontology annotation, cellular component: trans-Golgi network membrane; recycling endosome membrane. NCBI's taxonomy places the organism in Eukaryota, Metazoa, Chordata, Testudines, Emydidae. The record is from RefSeq and is a predicted model, not a curated record. Bases 188 to 877 code for a protein of 229 amino acids.
GCCCCGCGGCUGUUGCUAAGGGCUGGAGGGAGCGGCGGGCUUCGGCGCCUGAUACUGGUAAGGGCGAUAAACAGCCGAGUCGGUAGCUGCCCCCGGCGGGGAAUGGCUUGGCGGCCCGGGAGCGGCCCCUCGCCCCGAUCCAUUGCUGUCUGAUUUCAAAUUUCUCCAAGGAACAUUUCUAGCAGAAAUGGCAGAGAAAGUGAAUAACUUCCCUCCGCUCCCCAAGUUUAUUCCUCUGAAACCGUGCUUCUACCAGAACUUUGCCGAUGAAAUUCCCAUAGACUAUCAGAGUCUGGUGAAGAGAAUUUACCAUUUAUGGAUCUUUUACUGCAUCACACUAGUGGUGAAUCUAAUUGGCUGCCUGGCCUGGUGGAUUGGUGGUGGUUAUGGCGUUAAUUUUGGCUUGGCCAUCCUUUGGCUUUUUCUCUUCAGCCCCUGCAGUUACAUAUGCUGGUUCCGGCCUGCAUACAAAGGCUUUCGGUCUGACAGCUCUUUUAAUUUCAUGGCCUUUUUCUUCAUCUUUGGUGCCCAGUUUAUUCUGACUGUCAUACAAGCGAUCGGUAUCUCCGGCUGGGGAACAUGUGGAUGGUUGGCAGCCACUACUUUUUUUAGUACCAGUGUUGCAGCUGCUGUGUUCAUGCUGUUUCCAGCCAUAAUGUUUACGAUGUCAGCGGUUGCGAUGUCCUUCUAUCUCCUAAGGGUACAUAAAAUUUACCGAGGGGCUGGCGGAAGCUUUCAGAAAGCCCAGGAUGAAUGGAACAGCGGCUCAUGGAGGGACCCCCCGAGCAGGGAAGCUCAGUACAAUAACUUUUCUGGAAACAGUCUGCCACAAUAUCCCACGGUGCCCAACUAUCCCACGGGAAAUCAAUGGCCUUAAGCAGCAACAGCUGUCAAACUGCCUGGAUUAUCUUUUUUGGUCUCCUCAUUAUUAUUUUUAUUAUUAUUUGAAAAGAUCUUUUUUUUUUUUUUUUUUUUUCCCCCAUCAUCUUUGGGUUUUUUUAGUUCCCUCCUCCCCAUGACUGCAGAAAAUCUGUGCACUCAGCCUGUACUGCCUCCAGGGCUUUGCCCAUCUCUAUUGGAACGUUUUAUUUUGUGCACAGUUGCCAGUAUUUGCCUUGCUGCAAACCGCAGAACUAUUCGCUGCCCUUGCUUGGGGGAAUCCUCCAAUGAUCAGUACCCGGAAAAGGCUGAUUUUCCCCUCUGCGAAGAACACUUUAAGAUGCUCUUUCCCUUGCCCUCUUCAUUCUUAUCAGAUGCACACCACCAUCUUCCUGUUACCGAGCAGGGGACAUAAUUGGAAAUGGGCAUCAACUGGCAUCUCCUGAUGAGUUUUCUGGAAUUUCUAUUUCUCAAAGGGAAAUGUCUCAUCUAUUUUAUUUUGUGCCUCGGAAGAUUGAAAUUGGUGGCCAGGGCUCCCUUUUUGUUCAUAAAACCCUUGAAGGUCUAAACUGUCUCUUGAGUUCUCUGUAGCGAGAGAAUGCUUUAGAUAACUCUGCCCACAGUGAGUGAGUGUUGGACACUGCAUCUGAUUAGCAGAACCUCCACUCAGCUGGUGAGGUAUCGUUCUAUUAGAAUUCAUUUUCUUCACCCCCAAAGGUUUUUCUUAUGAUAGGGUCUACAUGUUUGAAAGUACCGGUUCAUCUCACUUGUCUAUAAUCCUUGCUUGCUAAUGGCCUGAUUGAAAGCCCAGUGGAAUCACUGACUUCAAUGGGCUUUGGCUCAGACUGCAUCGGUUAUAGUCACUCUUAUGUAGACAGCCAACACAAGACAUAGGCACCACUUAAGUCCCACUUACGCAGUGUCUAGGUUUUGUGCUGGCCCCACAUGUGCAGGCCCCUCUCCCUCCUGAUUGAAUCUCACCCCAUUGACAAACCCUUAUAAUGUAAAUAAUCUUCUGGCUACAAUUCUGUAGCCAGGUGGUGGAUAACUCUAAAUCUGAAUACUAAGAAUGACUUGUGUGAUUUGGGAGUAACUCCGUUAAAAUGGAUGGAUCAAUCCUGAUUUAUUCUGACAUAGCUGACAUCCGAAUCUGAUCAAGUUUCUCAUGCUUGUGAACUGUUCUCCUGCAACAUGUCACCUGUUAGUUUACAAGACUAUUAAGCAUUUUGUAGUCUAUCCUUUAUUUAGUCAUGCAGGACCACUCCCCAUGUAUACAGCCAAGUGUACAGCUCUUCUCUCUACUUCAGCAUGCAGGCAGAGAGAGGUGGAAUUACCUUUCCCUAAGAAGUUGGUUGAGGGGAAGAUAAAGGUUCUGUUGAGAGGGUCUUUUCUUGUUAAGAACGAGGCUUUGUCUACCAUACAAAUGCUUUGCUGGCCUAGCCGUACUGACCAGAGCACCCUAGUGUAGGCAUAGCGUGUGGCGACAGAAGUUUUUCUGUUGGCACAGUAACAGCACCUCACUGAAUGACGUUAGCUACGUUGACAGAAGCACUCUAAUGCCUGCUUAGUUGUGGCUGUACUAGGGGGGUUUGCUGACACAUCUAUGUUGGCUGGGGGGAUGUUGAUUUGUUUUUUGUUUCACACCCCCAUCAACAUAGCUAUGCUGGCAAAACUUUGUAGAGUAGACCUGGCCACAGUGUGUGUCACAGUGCUGACUUCCUUCCUCUUAUCUAUUUCUCAUGUCACAAGUACUGGAAUCUGUAGGCAGAGCAGUCUAAUUCCUUUCCAUUUCGUACUAGAUCAGCCCAAGCAGUACAAGCUACAGUUUCCCGUUUCUCCUUAAAAAUCCGCUACUCAAUGUUGAGAUUUUUCCAAUCAGCCUGUGAGAUUUGGGUGCCCAAUUUCCGUUAAUUUUUAUGGGAACUGAGCCUCCAAAACCCUGCAGCAGCUUUGAAAGCCUCUGCUAAAGAUCCCGUGAGGUGCUAAAAGCCUUCAGCUUCCAAAGGAGACAUGAGGGAGGUUUUGUAUUUGUUCAGAUCUGCAGACUAGUGUUGGAUUCUGCUCUCAGUCUGGAUUCACAUCAACACGAGUAACUCCAUAGCUAUCAGUGGAGUUAUGCCAAUUUUACACUGAGUAACUGGAAACAGAAUCUGCUCCUGAAAGGCUUAGAAAAGGUCUCCAAGCUGGAUGGAAUCCAUUUGCAAAUCAUCCUUUGAAAAUGGUCUCAAUAAACAAGUGCCUUAUUCAAUAAUAUAUUAGCUCUUAGGGGAGAGUUCUUCUUCCCUUGGUGCCCCAUUCCCCAUUUUGUGUAGUCUUAAUUUUUUCCCUAUAUGCAUAUAUUGUAAAUAUUAGGUAAGUGAAAUGCAUUACCAUGGGAUUUGUGUGACAUCUUUGUUAUCAGAUGGGCCAAAGGAAAAGCAACUGAUUAACACUGGAGGCCAAAGCCUCCUUGAACUUCAGUUUAAAAGCAACAUUUCCCAUUGCUGCAAAGCCAGCCCUUUGCUGGGCCUCUCAAAAUAUCUUUCUAACACAUUCCUAACGCAAUGACUUGUGUCUGUGUGUAUGUGUAUGUGUGUAUGUGAUUUGCUCAUAAACACAAGGACAGAUGCUUGGAGCUUUGCUAACAGAAUACAGUCCAAUCAUGUUGCCGAACUUUUAGUUGCCUUCAUCUUGCAUAGAGUGUUGUGUGCCUUUUCUUUGUGUGCUUGCCAUCGAAAGGGUGGUGAAAGAGAACUGCCUGUCAUUUAACUCCCUGGAAAUACGAACAUGCUGCCCAGGGGAUGGGUCAAAAUUCCCAGUGCUUGGAUCCUGUUAAUGAAAACGGGAGUCCUGCCUGUGAUUUGCCACAUUGGGAAGCCUGAAUAUGGCGUGCCUGCCUAAUCUCAUCCUUGGAGGUGCGGAAUAUCCUCCGCCCCUCUUGGUCAUUCUUUUCAAUAUGGGGUGACUGAGGGUGAGUCGUAAUUCCAGAAAGUUGACUCAAUCAAUGUGCUGCCAGAACUGUUGUGGCUUAUUUUUGGAAUCAUAGCUAUAUUUUUAUAAAUUUAAUGUUUACAUUAGAUUUCCAAGGACCUACCAACGUUUUGGAGAAUUGUUAACCUGGACUUAGCCAACUUUAAUUUUUGUUCUGCAUCAUGUUAUGUGGGAUGCUUUGUGUCGUCUGUGGGGUUCUUUGUUGUUUUCCUUGCAGGCGUCAAAUAAAUCCUCAUUCUAUCCUCCAUGUGAGAAGCCUGGCUACCUUGGAGGUGUGUAUGUAUUCAUGAUGGUUGGAAGAAAAUAGUGAGGUCUAGUUAUCCCCGUUCAGUAUUUCCCUCUCUUAGAAAACUCCAAAGCCUUCUGGGAAAUAGGGGUUUGGACAAGUAAAGGAACAAUGCAUUGUGGGUGAAAUUCACCCCUUUGCUGGGAGUCACUGCAAGGCAUAUGUACUAUUUAAUUUAUCCUCUUUUCGCGCUUUUCAACUAUAGAUCUUUGCAAAGUCCUUUACAAAGGAGGUAUCGUUAUCCCCAUUAUGCAGGUGGGGAAACUGUGGGCAAGUCACUUCUCUGUGUGCCUGGAUUACCCAGAAGGUCAGUGGCAUGGCUGGGAAUAGAACCAAGAUCUCCUGAGUCCUAGUCCUGUGCUCUAUCCACUCGAUAGGUGCUACUUAGGAAAGGUAGUGCUAGGAUUCAAGCUGGUCCUCUGCACAGAGAUGAAUUUCAACCUGAGGGGGUGUUGAUCAGCCUUGGGUUAAACAGGCUUAUGCUGAAUUCAGUCACGUUUAUACACACACACACACACACACACACACACACACACACACCCUCCCUUAAUGUUAUCCUGAAGUUAAGGUGCCUCCUCAAGGUUGCUUAACUUUAGCCAUUUUACUCGGCGCCAGAAAAGCACUUAGCAGAGCAGAUGACAGUGAAAGUCUUCUGUCAACAGUGCAGACCCAUUUGGUGUGUUCACCUAGGCCUACAUUCUGGCCUCAGGAGGUCAGUGGCAGCUUUGCAAUUCCAGUUGACUUAGUGGAAGCAGGAUGUGGCCCCAGGGUGAAAUUCACUGUAGUCUGGAGGACUCGCACAAGGCCCUAGGCACCAUUUAAGCAGGGUGUAGAUAGCUUGUGCUGACUCCCUCCAUGGGGGUGUCGGGAAUAGCGCUGCUAGUGCACCUCUUUGCACUGUUGGCGAUUCGUUAAUGGUAGUAAAUGGCAACUGCUUCAUGGGGUGGUUUGCUGCUGUGAGGUGGACUUUCAUCCCCAGGUCUCUGUUCAGUGCACGGGGAGAGACUCUCCUCUCAGCCAUCGAUCUUGCAAAUCCUUGCGUGGAACACCACAAGUGUCACAAGAGUGCCGCUCGCCAAGCCAAGUGGAGAUCGGCAUAGUCCCUUGCAACGAGUGGUAUUGCAGCAGGAGCCGCUGUGCACUCACUCCCUAGUACACAAGAGCAGAGGGUGGCAUGUGGGCAGAAGUUGGCAAUGUCUUGGGAUGCAGGCAUGACCAUGGCCUUCAUCGUGCUACUGAGGAACUCAGAUGCUCCCCUUUCAGGCCUCCCUCCAGCUAGGGACAGGUGUGACUUGGCACCCACCCAGUCGUGCUCCUGUUAUUUGUAUUGCCUAGGAACUCUAGUCAUGGGCCAGGACUCCAUUGUGCUAGGUGGUGUACAAACCGAGCACAAAAAGUCCCUGCCCCAAGGAGCUUGCCUGUGGGAUCAGGGUUCCCAACUAACUCCCUCUCAGCAGUGGUUACAUCAUGCCCCUACAGUUGGGGAAGAUCAAGGUGUGUGUGUGUCUGGCCCCUGUGACAAUGUGUACCUGCGUGUUUACCUGACUUCUGCCACAUUCCCAAUGCCUGUGUGCAUUUUCCUUGAGCCCAGAACAUGAAUGGUGUGUAACAGAAAGAUUAAACUUGGUUGAGCAGUUUGCUUUUCCCUCUGCUUUUAAAUGGGUGGAUUUUGUAUUCUCUGCUUAUGAAUUAGCCCGAAUUAGCUUAUGCCCCCUGGGAUGAGUGGAGGGUUUGCAGAUGUAUGUUUUCCAACAGUAAUACAGUGGCUUUUAUACCUAGCUUACUAAUGCGACGCUGGAUGUAGAGCAUGAGUUGUAUUGAUCUCUACACUACAUGUCUGUGCUACCCUUUCACACCACUGUAUUUGAUGCUGAAUGACAGCAUGCUGGAGCAUUCUAGUUAAAUAAAAGUCAAACUGUGGUGC